Molecule: messenger RNA, 1809 nt
Organism: Topomyia yanbarensis
Lineage: Eukaryota; Metazoa; Arthropoda; Insecta; Diptera; Culicidae
Exons: 4
Coding region: 16-639 (207 amino acids)
Source: RefSeq, a predicted model, not a curated record
CUGUACAAAAUCACGAUGAGAACGGUCACCUCGUCGCCAAUCGGAAUGCUGUGGGAAAUCCUUAUGCUGAUAAUAACUGCGCAUGCCUUGGGUCGAGAUGUUCCGGCGCAGGAUUCGGAUGUAGCACCUAUACUAGGGCAAUUGAUAGCAUCAUCACCGUCAUCGACGGUUUCAGCUAGUAAAAGUGAUGAUCUCACUGGAAAAAGCGUAGUAGUGAACUGGAAGCUGACCUGCCAACAACUCUGCAGUGAAGGCUACGGAGGACCAGCCUGUGGGCUGUCCUGCCUGCAACAGAAUGCUACCAACGGAGCCAACAGAAUCAAACUAACAACAGUAGCACGGAACGAAGUUUGUUCAACACUUUGUGUAAAUGGGCUCGGUUUGCGAAAAUGUGGCUGUGCGCCAAAGCUGCCCCCACAUAUCGCCCACGAUCAUGAUGGUGUGUGCAAUGCAUUUUGUGCGACUGCUAAAAUUCAACUGAACGGAUGCAGUCAAUGCACUGGAGAACAUUUUUCAAAUUCGACCACAGAUCCCGACAUCAAAACAACAACGCCGAAUUGGGAUGAUCUGUGCACGAUUUGGUGUAAAAUGGGUGAAGGCGGGACAUUAUGCAAUUGUGAUUUACCUCCUUUUGUUUAGGAUUGUGGAUAAAUGCUAUUCUGAAUAAUUGUUUAGGAUUACGAUAACACUAUUUUAAUUAACAUAAUCGGUAAGUUAUAAAUUUGUUCUCGUUAUUGACGAUGAAGAUCAGGAGUAGUAAAUUUAAAUCAAAACAUAUCGAAAGGAAACAACACUGCAUGUUUUCUUAUCAUUGUUUAUUAAUGUGUUGUUCCAUUUGAUUUGAAAGUUACAAUCAUUUAUGGUUUAUUUUAAUAAAAUACAAAAUUACAACACAAAAAACAAAGGGCUUCCAAACAAAUGUCAUUUCAAGGGAAAUCUUUCGCAGUAGUGUAUAAAGUAUGAAGAUAUCCUUCAUUCAUGACUUCAUUCAACUAGAAUUGGUUAGUUACAAUGUGUCCUCACAGUAUUGGUUGAUUAUUAAUUAUCUUUCAAUUUCCGGUCGAAAAUUGAACGAAAUGAACUCCAUUCGAAUAGAGACAUCUCUAUCAAAAGUCAAUUUUUUAGUAUAAAUUCUAUGAUGAGACUGUUUGAGUUGUUUUCAAAAAUCGACAGGAAGUAGUGUUUUAGUUCGAAAAAUCUAAAUAACUACAUAUAUCUGUACAUAGGUGCAUUCUUAUACAUUUGAGCCAGUAACAUCAACCACAAAAUCAAUUUGGUAGAAAAUACCACCUAUUGAAUCAUCAAAUUCAAAGAAUGAAUAAGCUGCUGCAAAAGACAAUAAAUAAUAAUAAAGCAAGCUAUAAAGAAAAGUACGAAUAGUUCGAAAGUAAGAAAGAAUUGAAAUAAUAAAUUUGUAUGUUGUUAAGCCGAACAGAGUUGAAUUUCACAGUCUCUAACACAAAUAAAAAGCUGCGAGCUGAUUAACAGCAAAUGCCAAAUGACGACCUACAACAACCAAGGUGAUAAACGAAUUUCGCCGUAAUUUCGAUUGUUCUCAUCAGACAACCUAAAAAUGUAACAGAUUAAUAAACUUUCGUGUACUGUAUGUUUAUGCAACUAUUUAACACGUCGGUAAGGUAAAUUAUAAUAAUCCUUCUAUUAUCAGAUAUCUGUUAUGUAGAGAUUGAAAAUGUACACUAGCAAAUACAACGCUGAAAUGCAAUGACAUUGAGACAAUAAACGGCAUAAUGUCUAACCAUACUAUUGGGUAAUAAUAACAUAGAAAUAAACUGCUUGUUUGGACCUAGA